AUAAAAUCUAAAAGAAUGACAUAUUCAUAUUCUCUACCCAAAAGAUUUGUUUCCUCUAUUUUGGCUAUGCAAUUCUUCAUCAUACAUAGUGUUUCUUCGUUGAACCUUACCAAUGAUUAUCUCAACCACAAAUGCUUCCUUGAUCAAGGGAUAUAUAAUUCUGGAAGUGAGUACGAGGACAACCUCAACAUUAUUUUGCGCAGUGUUCGUAAUGGUAAUUAUUAUAACAACGGUUUUGUGCGCACAAGCUUGGGUCGUGAACCUGCUCCUGAUGCUGUUACCGUCAUGUUCCAGUGUCGUGGUGACUCUUAUGGGUCUAAAUGCCGUUCAUGUGCUGACACUGCAGUUGCAGGGUUUCGUAGAAGAUGUCUAAGAAACAAAGGAGGAAUAAUAUGGUAUGACCAAUGUUUUCUCUGGGUUAGUGCGAUCGGUGAAGAAAUGCCAAUCAAUACUGACUACAAGAAUAUUUUUUCUAUGUACAACUCAAAUAACGUGAGAGGAGAUGCAAAAUUGUUUGUUAAGAAGGUGUUGGAUUUUUUCUCUGAGCUAACACUUAAAGUUGAUAAAAAUAGCGAGGCUGGCGACCUCGUCAUACUUUACGCAGAAGGGAAAAAGAAGCUUGGGAAAAAUACAUUGUAUGCAAUGGUGCAGUGUGUAGAAUUAACAAUAGAUUGUAAAAGUUGUUUGAUAUGGAGCAUCGCAAAGCUUUUCAAGAACGACAACAUUAAACAAGGAGGAAGAGUUUUAGGUUCGAACUGUGAAGUAAGAUAUGAGCUAUACCCUUUUAUUAGGAGUUGAGCAUUUUUUUGUGGUGGUGAUGAAUAUAUCCGCUUCGUAACUUCUAAUUAUGUUUUAGUUUUGUUUACUUUUUUUUGCUGAAGUUUAAUACAUAUAUUAAUAAAUAGUGAUUAAGAAA
Molecule: messenger RNA, 916 nt
Organism: Raphanus sativus (radish)
Lineage: Eukaryota; Viridiplantae; Streptophyta; Magnoliopsida; Brassicales; Brassicaceae
Product: putative cysteine-rich repeat secretory protein 37
Exons: 2
Coding region: 16-798 (260 amino acids)
Source: RefSeq, a predicted model, not a curated record